Messenger RNA from Apodemus sylvaticus (European woodmouse), 4872 nucleotides. RefSeq names its product splicing factor 3a subunit 1 (gene Sf3a1). Gene Ontology annotation, biological process: mRNA cis splicing, via spliceosome; regulation of alternative mRNA splicing, via spliceosome. Gene Ontology annotation, cellular component: U2-type prespliceosome; catalytic step 2 spliceosome; U2 snRNP. Gene Ontology annotation, molecular function: protein binding; RNA binding. The coding region runs from base 122 to 2497 and encodes 791 amino acids. Lineage: Eukaryota; Metazoa; Chordata; Mammalia; Rodentia; Muridae. The record is from RefSeq and is a predicted model, not a curated record. The transcript has 16 exons.
GCUUCUCCCUGGGUCGCCGCCAUCUUGCCAUUGACUCGGAGCCUUCGUGUGGUGAGCUUAACCUUGUCGUCGUACCGGUUGUCGCCACCGAGGCGGACUGGCAGCCCUGAGCGUCGCAGUCAUGCAGGCCGGACCCGUGCAGGCGGUACCCCCGCCGCCGCCAAUGGCCACUGAGUCCAAACAGCCAAUGGAAGAAGAAGCAUCAUCAAAGGAGGAUUCCACCCCAUCCAAGCCAGUGGUAGGGAUUAUUUAUCCUCCUCCAGAGGUCAGGAAUAUCGUCGACAAGACUGCCAGUUUUGUGGCCAGAAAUGGACCUGAAUUUGAAGCUAGGAUUCGACAGAAUGAGAUCAACAACCCCAAGUUCAAUUUCUUAAACCCCAAUGACCCUUACCAUGCCUACUACCGCCACAAGGUCAGCGAGUUCAAGGAGGGGAAGGCGCAGGAGCCCUCCGCCGCCAUCCCCAAGGUUAUGCAGCAACAGCAGCAAGCCGCACAGCAGCAGCUGCCCCAGAAGGUCCAAGCCCAGGUGAUCCAAGAGACCAUAGUACCAAAGGAACCCCCUCCAGAGUUUGAGUUCAUCGCUGAUCCCCCAUCCAUCUCAGCCUUCGACCUGGACGUAGUGAAGCUGACAGCUCAGUUUGUGGCCAGGAAUGGGCGCCAGUUUCUGACCCAGCUGAUGCAGAAAGAGCAGCGCAACUACCAGUUUGACUUUCUCCGACCCCAGCACAGCCUCUUCAACUACUUCACAAAGCUGGUGGAACAGUAUACCAAGAUCUUGAUUCCACCCAAAGGUUUAUUUGCAAAACUCAAGAAAGAGGCUGAAAAUCCCCGAGAAGUUUUGGACCAGGUUUGUUACCGAGUAGAAUGGGCCAAAUUUCAGGAACGUGAGAGGAAGAAGGAAGAAGAGGAGAAAGAGAAGGAGCGAGUAGCCUAUGCUCAGAUUGACUGGCAUGAUUUUGUGGUGGUGGAGACAGUGGAUUUCCAACCCAAUGAGCAAGGAAACUUUCCACCCCCAACAACACCAGAGGAACUGGGAGCUCGGAUCCUCAUUCAGGAGCGCUACGAGAAAUUUGGGGAAAGCGAGGAAGUGGAGAUGGAGGUUGAGUCAGAUGAAGAAGAUCAGGAAAAGGCUGAGGAGACUCCUUCCCAGCUGGACCAGGACACUCAAGUACAGGACAUGGAUGAGGGUUCAGACGAUGAAGAAGAAGGACAGAAAGUGCCUCCACCCCCAGAGACACCCAUGCCUCCACCUCUGCCCCCAACACCAGACCAAGUCAUUGUGCGAAAGGACUAUGACCCUAAAGCUUCCAAGCCCCUUCCUCCAGCUCCUGCUCCUGAUGAGUAUCUUGUAUCCCCCAUCACUGGGGAGAAGAUUCCUGCCAGCAAAAUGCAAGAACACAUGCGCAUUGGGCUUCUUGACCCCCGCUGGCUGGAGCAGCGGGAUCGCUCCAUCCGAGAGAAGCAGAGUGAUGAUGAGGUUUAUGCACCAGGUCUGGAUAUUGAGAGCAGCUUAAAGCAGUUGGCUGAGCGACGUACUGACAUCUUUGGGGUAGAAGAGACGGCCAUUGGUAAGAAGAUUGGUGAAGAGGAGAUCCAGAAGCCAGAGGAAAAGGUGACUUGGGAUGGCCAUUCAGGCAGCAUGGCCCGGACCCAGCAGGCUGCACAGGCCAACAUCACCCUCCAGGAGCAGAUUGAGGCCAUCCACAAGGCCAAGGGCCUAGUGCCAGAAGAUGACACUAAGGAGAAGAUUGGCCCUAGCAAGCCCAAUGAAAUCCCUCAGCAGCCACCGCCUCCAUCUUCAGCCACCAAUAUCCCCAGCUCAGCACCCCCCAUCACAUCAGUGCCCCGGCCACCUGCGAUGCCACCUCCAGUCCGCACCACUGUUGUAUCUGCAGUACCUGUCAUGCCUCGGCCACCCAUGGCAUCUGUGGUCCGGCUGCCCCCAGGUUCAGUGAUCGCCCCUAUGCCACCCAUCAUCCACGCACCCAGGAUCAACGUGGUACCUAUGCCUCCUGCAGCACCUCCUAUUAUGGCACCCCGCCCACCUCCCAUGAUUGUGCCAACAGCCUUUGUGCCUGCCCCACCUGUGGCUCCAGUCCCAGCCCCAGCUCCAAUGCCUCCUGUACACCCCCCACCGCCUAUGGAAGAUGAACCUCCAUCCAAGAAACUGAAGACCGAGGACAGCCUCAUGCCUGAGGAAGAGUUCCUGCGCAGGAACAAGGGUCCAGUAUCCAUCAAAGUGCAGGUACCCAACAUGCAGGAUAAGACGGAAUGGAAGCUGAAUGGUCAGGGGCUGGUCUUCACUCUCCCACUCACAGACCAGGUCUCUGUCAUCAAAGUGAAGAUUCAUGAAGCCACAGGCAUGCCUGCAGGGAAACAGAAACUACAGUAUGAAGGCAUCUUCAUCAAGGAUUCCAACUCCCUGGCUUACUACAACAUGGCCAGUGGUGCUGUCAUCCACUUGGCCCUCAAGGAGAGAGGCGGCAGGAAGAAGUAGCAAGAGAUACUGCAGUUGGACUCCUGCCACUGUACCUCUUUCCACCACCAAUUCCAGGAGUUUCCCUGGGACCUCAGGCACAGCCUGGGCGUUUGUUUCUCUGUAAGCCAGUCUAUGGAAUUCUGGAUUGGAGGUCCUUGGAAAGUCCAUUAGGAAUUGAAAACCCAGGGUUGUCCCACAGGACAGUUUCAUAGUAUCAAGUGAUGCUUGGCUGAUAGAAUAUGGUUACUACCAUUCAUCAUUUUGUAUCAUGCUUUGGUAUCUAAUAAACCUCUUAAAGCCAGGCAUGGUACAUGCAUGCCUGUAAACCUGGGACUUGGGAGGUGCAGGCAGAAGAAUUAAAUGUUCAAAGUUCACUUCAGCUGUAUAGCUUGAGGCCAGACUGGGCUGUGUGAGAUACUGUGUUUAAAAAAAAAAAUUUUUUUUUUUUAAAUUAAAAAUUAAACACCUCUUGGACCCUCUUGGAAGCAGUUUGUUCCUGCCAUCAACAGACUGCCUUAGAAAGCUCUGCCGUUCUUACCUAUGCCAGGGAUAGAUAGUGCACAGCAACUCUCCUAGGGACCAAGGUAAAUUUCCAAAUCAAUUAAGAGGGAAACAAAUGGGUCUGUCCCUUGACACAACUGUGCCCACUGCUUUGUCCCCAAAGCUGUUGAGCUUUGGAGUCUCUGCAGUCUUGGUGUUCAUAUAUACACUUUUGCUGCCGUCAUGUCUCUGAAGUAUUUCUUCUAAAAAGCACUUUGGUUGGGGAGGUGUCUUGUUGAGUAAAGUGCCUAUGGUGCAAGAAUUGAUGCAAAAGCCAGAGAACAAGCCACUGCUACCCCUGUGCUCGAGGAGACGAGACUGAGCCAGAGUCAUUUUAAGCAGGCCAGUGAACAAGACGGACCUUCUGUAAGGCCAGGUGGAAGGCAAGGGCCACCAGUCUCCAUGUGUUUGUCACAGCAUAGCUUUAGAUACACACAUUUUAUAUUGUAAAGCUUUGGGCCCCUCCACCAUGCAGUAGCCAUGCCUCCAAUCACCCAUCAUACCACACCAUAGGCAUGGCGGUUUUAGUGGUUUGGAUGGGUGAGCAAAGGCUGUUCUGUACAGUGUGUGUAAAUUGUGCCAAGUCCACACACUGACCUAAGGGCCUCGUAUCUAGUUUACUAUUGCUGUGUUGUAUUUGGUAUUUUUGUUUUUCUUUGGUUUUGAAAUAGCUCCUCUGGAACUUACUAUCUAGACUAGACUGGUUUGGAACACAGAGGCCAGCCUGCUUCUGCCUCCCAAGUGCUGGAAUGAAAGGCAUGGGCUGUCGGGCUUGACACUGCUUCCUGUUCAUCAGUGUAGUCCUUGUGUGAUUAUUCUUGUUUGAGGUACUGAGGGCACGUCACAUGCCCACCAUCCCAUGCCUCAGAGAUGAAGAGUAAGUCCAAAAUGUGUGCCUUGCUCUUGGUCACUAAUGAGGCCCUGAUGUGGGCUCUUUUUUGGAAUUGUGCUCUUGCGGAGGCAUAGGUGCGGCUUUGUAUUAAGGGAGAGGGAGAGCUUGUUGAUUAGCUGUAAACAGAGCUGGUUUCUUUUUUGAGGAUUACAUAUGCUGAAAACUUUUGAGAGUUCCCAGUACCUCUUGUGGUCUCUGGGAAAGAACACUGAGGAUCGCAGAAGCAAGAUUCUAAUCCCCAGCACACUCCAUUCCCUCCCCCGCCUCCGCUUAGGCGGUUCCUCUACAGCCCCAGUCACCUGGCUGUUACACAUUGCUAGGCCCUCACUUCCAACACUGGUGAUAGCACGCUACGCUGUACCCUGUGUGACAUUUGCCUCUCACCGGGUUGCUAGAAGUUUGCUUAGGGACUAGUGAAAAAUUUGGGUUUUUGGUGUGCUUUUCUGGUUUACGAGCCUGAAACAAGCUCACUGCUAGACACUAAUUGGGUAGCACCAGAAAUCCCUGGGAGGGAUAUUCAGGAGGAGGGGCUGGGGUGCUGUUGUGUAGGCAGGACAUCGGGAAGCCUGAGAGAAUUCUAUGCCCAAGAGCUCCUUUUUGGUAUUAGGGACGUGGCAUUGUGUCAGGGCAUUUGCCUCUGCAGACUGGCAGUCCACAGGGCUCUAGCUGAGGCUCUGACAUGCAACCAGGAAUGUGGCUGGGGAGAGUGCAAGUGAAUGGGCCCUUUGAUCCACACUCUGGCUAACAGUUCCCAGAAUUCCUGAAUGAAUGCCUGUCCUGGCUCACAUUCACUCAGAGGCUCAUUGACCACAGAGCCUUGUGACCUUUAUUGGCCACAGACCAAGAUUGUUUCCUAGCACUGCAUGUCCUACAACCUAAGUUUAAAAUGUGUUUAUCCAAAUUUAAGUUUUAAAGUUUUAUAAAAAUAAGUUGUUUUAUUAAAAAUAAGUACAUAUUUUUA